Molecule: messenger RNA, 882 nt
Organism: Purpureocillium lilacinum
Lineage: Eukaryota; Fungi; Ascomycota; Sordariomycetes; Hypocreales; Ophiocordycipitaceae
Source: RefSeq, a predicted model, not a curated record
AUGAUCCGACAGGCCGUCCGCUGGCUCCUCGGCCACGACGAACCUCGCGAUCCCGAGAAGCAGCAGGGCCAAGCGCAAGGCCAGGUCCCUCACCCGUCCGACAUGUACCCCGACGGCAGCACCGCAUCGCGAGACCAGCAGCAGCAGCAGCCACCUCCCAGCAUGAACCGCCUCAGCGUCGUCCCCACGUCCGAAGCGGCCCUCGUCCCGCCCACAGACAAGCUCCUCGUCUUCCGGUCCCUCACGGGCAUCGACACGGUCCCCACGCUCAGCACCUCCGGGCACGCCUCGCGCGCGGCUCCCAACCACGGCAUCUACCCGCGCAUCGUGCGCGCCGAGCGCAAAGCCAAGCGCGGCUACCGCGUCUUCAACGUCGCCAUCAACGCCUGCCUCGGCAUCCAGAUGAUUGUCGCCGCCGCGCUGACGGCCCUUGGCGCGGCCAACGGGUCGCGCGCCGCCGUGACGGGCUUUGGCGCCGUCAACACCAUCAUCGCGGGUCUCCUGACGUACAUCAAGGGCAGCGGGCUGCCGAACCGUCUCAAGUACGUGGCGGACGAGUUCCGUGCCGUGCGCGAGUACAUUGAGCAGCGCGAGCGCGAGUUCUGCCUCGCGGAUUGUCCGCUUAAUCCGUACGAGGAGGUGCAGAUUGUGGACGACAUGUACGGCGCGGCGAGGCAGAACCUCGAUAGCAAGCAGGGGCAGGGCGGCGGGGGGCAGAGGGGCAGCGGCGUGGUCGCCGCGCAGCACGGGCAGACGGGAAUUGCGUCGUCGGCGUCUGGGCUGGGCCACAUGGUGCAGCGGUUCUCCAAGUUUACCGAGUCUUCGGCUUCCACGAAGGCGCCGCCUCAGUGCCACUGCGAGAAGCAGUCUGUCAAGGAGUAG